This is a messenger RNA of Misgurnus anguillicaudatus (oriental weatherfish), 2566 nucleotides long. The record is from RefSeq and is a predicted model, not a curated record. Lineage: Eukaryota; Metazoa; Chordata; Actinopteri; Cypriniformes; Cobitidae.
AUUCCCAGGAGGGGGGUAAUUCGUCUGCCUCGGUUCUGGGAGCGAUCGCUACGGUUCUCCUGGCGCAAUGUCCGGCCCACUGUCCCGUUGGUUUCGUCCCGGCGGCUGCCGGCUUCGCCAGGGUCCCCAAGCCCUCCACCCCUCCCUUAACUCUCGCUACCAGACUUUGUUUUUGUUUUGUUUUUAUGUGAGUGUCUGGUAGCCACUCGUAGAGGGAGGGGUUAUGUCACGGCUAGUCCGUGACAUGUUUUGUGUGUUGCACUUAUCCGUUUCACCUGGACUCUCAUGGACUAAUUACGCCAACACACCACACCUGUUGUAUGUUUGAUUGUGUUUGUAUUUAUACGCCUUUGUUCAGUCAGCCUGUGCCGGAUGAUUGUCAUUUCUACCCUGUCUGUUCCCCGUGUCACAUUUUGAUGUUCCUGUGUUUUGCUUACCUGUACUCCUCGUGUUUUGUUCCAGUUUUAUUAUUAAAUGUUAUUUAUUUGUCCGAACUCUGCAUUUGUGUCCUCCCUCCACUCCAGCGUCGUGAUACUUAUACACGGGGAGUAAAUGUAUAAAUAUAUAAUCUACAUUGUAGCUGCAUACAGUACAAACUUUACACACACAACAAUACAUGGGAGGAGCUAUGACAUCAGCACAGGUGAGCUAUGGACUUUCAGUAAAACUAAAUUGACGACCAAUAACCUAUAAACCUUUAAACUCUUUAUGUCUUCAAGAAAGAAGAUAUUUGAGACUUUUAACGCCGUACAUGAACACAUCUGAUACUCAUUCACAGCUUUAAAGAGAAGACAAACAAUGGCAGAAUCUUCACCAACAUCACCAAAACCAAGAAGAGAGAGUAUGACUGAACAUUCAUCUCUGUCAUCCUCCAGUGUUUCUCUGUCUGAAGAGCUUCAGUGUUGUAUUUGUCUGGAUGUGUUCAGUGAUCCAGUCAGCACUCCAUGUGGACACAACUUCUGCAGGAUCUGUCUGAAACAGUGCUGGGACAACAGUCAGAUCUACAGCUGUCCAUACUGUAAAGAAACAUUCAGUAAAAGACCAGAGCUCAAGAUCAACACAACACUUAGAGAGGUCGCGCUGAUCUUUAAAGAAAAGUCAAGUCAAGUUAAGUCUGACAAGAUCAAUCUGAGAAGAUCUGAAGUCCUCUGUGACAUCUGUGAUGAAAGAAAAGCCCUGAAGUCCUGCCUAACGUGUCAGACAUCUUACUGUGAAACUCACCUGGAGCCUCACCAGAGAGUCCUGAGCUUAAAGAAACACAAACUGAUGGAUCCUGUGGAGAAUAUAAAGAACUAUAUAUGUGAGAAACAUGAGAGACCUCUGGAGCUCUUCUGUAGAGAUGAUCAGACAUGUGUUUGUGUGUUUUGUACUGAUGGAGAUCACAAGAAUCACAACACUGUUCCUCUAGAGGAGGAGAGUAAAGAGAAGAAGACUCAACUGAUGAAGACACAGACAGACAUUCAGCAGAUGAUCCAGAAGAGAAUCAAGAAGAUUCAAGACAUCAAACAUUCAGCAGAACUCAGAAAAAGAAGCAGAGAGCAGGAGAAAGAAGUGAGUGUUGAGCUCUUCAGUGAUCUGAUCAGAUCCAUUGAGAAAUGUCAGACUGAGCUGCUGGAGAUGAUGGAGAACGAACAGAAAGCAGAAGAGAAACAGGAUGAAGAUCUCAUUAAAGAUCUGGAGCAGGAGAUCACUGAGCUGAAGUGGAGAGACAGUGAGCUGGAGAAGAUCACACACAGUGAAGAUCAUCUUCAUCUCAUACAGAUUGACCCAUCAUCCCUGUACAGAGCUCCAGACAUGAAGAACUGGUCUGAGAUCAGUUUGAAGACUCAUAUGAGUGUGGACACUCUGAGGAGAGCUCUGACUCAACUACAGAAGACUCUCAAUGAGAAACUCAUUCAGACUGUGUUGAUGAAGAUCCAGCAGUAUGCAGUGGAUGUGACUCUGGAUCCUGAUACAGCAAAUCCAUAUCUCAUCCUCUCUGAAGAUAGAAAACAAGUGAAACAUGGAGACAUUAGACAUGAACACCCAGAUAAUCCACAGAGAUUUGAUAAGUUUGCCUGUGUCCUGGGAAAAGAGGGAUUCAACUCAGGGAGAUUUUAUUUUGAGGUUCAGGUGAAGGACAAAACUAAAUGGACUUUAGGAGUGGCCAGAGAAUCUAUUAACAGAAAGGGAUUCAUUGCAGCGUCUCUCCAGGAUGGAUUCUGGACUGUGGGUCUGUGGAAUGAGAAUGAAUAUGAAGCUCUUACUGAUCCUGAUGUCUCUCUGUGUGUGAAAGUGAAACCACAGAAGGUCGGGGUGUUUGUGGAUUAUGAGGAGGGUUUGGUUUGUUUUUAUGAUGUAGACUCCAGGUCUCAUAUCUACUCUUUCACUGCUCAAACUUUCACUGAGAAACUCUUUCCAUUAUUCAGUCCAGGUCUUAAUGAUAAAGGUAAAAAUUCAGCUCCUCUGAUCAUCUCACCUGUUCAUUACAACAAAUAAAUUCACAUCCAGAAUAUAAAAUACUUAAUUAAAGGUUUCUAAAAACUAAGAAUAAGAAAACAAUAAAUUAGCAUUUCAUUUUUUUUAU